UAUGUGGAGCUCCAGUAUCGAAUCAGUCUAGCAAGUGGAUUAACCCAGUAACAAUGAAAUUCCUCAGCGUUUUAGUGGCCCUGUGCCUCUUCCUGGCCCUCGCCAUAUCGCCAAUUAGCUGCGAUGACACGGAGAAGGUGGAGAAGCCAUUCUGUCCCUGUCCCCGGAACUACGAACCCGUUUGUGGAUCCAACCUGGUCACCUAUCCAAAUCGCUGCGAAUUCGACUGUGUACGCCGCAGUGUCGAACGCCAGGGACGCAGUAUGGGAGUUCUGAGGAGCGGAACCUGCUAAAAACACACACAAUCCCUUCGACAGAAGAACCAAAGCAAAAUCAAAGAAAAAUCCAGAAAUCAAAUCAUACAAGUGCCUUGUAUUAAUCAUCAAUGUGAAAAAAAAAGAAAUAAAUCAGCUUAUCAGCCAGAGUAUUUGGCAUUGCAUUUGAUAGCGCUUGAACACUUUAUCGCCAAUACGAAUCGUACGAAACGCGACACUGGGAAAAACUAGUACCCACUUCCGAGGGUUGCAGUGAUUUAUGAACCUACUACUUUCGAUCAAGUGGCCUUUGCUACCAAAGAUUACGAAGCGUGUCUUGCGCGAAUUUUAAACAAUAAUGAGUAACUUUUAAUAAACUUAUCUUUCACAUUAUAAAUUGGGAUUUAAAAAUGUAAUUACUUGUUCAUUUUUAAAUAAAGUGACACUGAUUUGAAUGCCAUA
This is a messenger RNA of Drosophila santomea, 716 nucleotides long. Its product is annotated as trypsin inhibitor ClTI-1. The record is from RefSeq and is a predicted model, not a curated record. The coding region runs from base 54 to 293 and encodes 79 amino acids. NCBI's taxonomy places the organism in Eukaryota, Metazoa, Arthropoda, Insecta, Diptera, Drosophilidae. The transcript has a single exon. Gene Ontology annotation, molecular function: protein binding.